AUGAUCGAUUCAAUUGGCAGCGGGGCCUCAAAUUCGACAACAUCAAAUAACGCGAACAACGAGGUGAUUUUGGCGGCUUUCGAGGCAAAGAGGAGAGCAGAAACAUGUCCCGCUUGUGAUCCAGAGCUAUCGACGUUGGAAAUUGAGGCGGCAGCCGCUGUUCGAGAGGUUUCAUUCGCCGUACAGAACAUCAGCGUGUCGGAAAUAUUGCCGAGAACAACCGAAUUGAUGUUUCUGAAUCUAACGACAAAGGAAGGAUCUUCUUACUGCAUUGAAUUGACGAUAAAAGGAUGGCGGAUAGCAUCAAAUAGAAACGAUUGCAUGAAUGGUGGUUUUGCUGCAAUGUCCAUCGAUUUUGGAUCCAAGUUCUUAAAGAUAGGCCUCGUCAAACCGGGUGUUUCUAUGGAAAUCGUGCUAAACAAGGAGAGUCGUCGGAAAACGCCAGCACUCAUUCACAUAAAAGAUGGAGAAAGAGUCUUUGGUGAUCCGGCAAUGCAGAUUACAAGUCGGCACCCAACAUCCCAAUACCUGGAAAAUUACCCACACUUGUCGCUGAUUCCGACGAACCGAUCAACCGUCGCUCUACCUUUUGGUGAAGAAGCAUACGCCAUCGAAACGGUGCUUGCCAUGAUUUUGUCGAAUGCUCGGGAAGCUGCCGAAGCUUUCGCUGAACAGACUAUCAAAGAUGUCGUCAUUUCCGUCCCCGCAUUCUUCAAUCAAGCUGAAAGAUUGGCGAUUCUCAAUGCUGCAAAAUUGCAAAAU
Mesorhabditis belari is the source of this 762-nucleotide messenger RNA. The record is from the annotation of a GenBank genome assembly. NCBI's taxonomy places the organism in Eukaryota, Metazoa, Nematoda, Chromadorea, Rhabditida, Rhabditidae.